AAAACAAAAGAACCCUGACUAAGGUUUGGACUUCAGAACAAUGUUUUGGUGUUGUUUCAUUAAUCAUAGCAGUACAUGAUAACGGUGGAAGUCAGUAGAAUAGGGAAAACCGCAUACAGAGUACAUGAGAACACUCAAUAUCUUCACAAUUGUUGUGCAGUGUUCAGAAAAAUUAAAAUGUCCAGAAAACUUCUAAAAGUUAAGAUUACUCUUAAAAAAAUAACACCUUGGGGUUGGGGGAUUUAGCUCAGUGGCAGAGCACUUGCCUAGCAAGCACAAGGCCCUGAGUUUGGUCCUCAGCUCUGGGGGAAUAUAGCACCUUACAAUAUGUCCCUCUCUAAGGCAUCAGUCUUAAAGACAGGAAGUACAAGUCAGUGAUUCUGAAUCUUUAGCAUCCAGGGGCCUUGAUGAAAGACAGUCAGCUGGGGUUCCACCUGCAGACCUUCUGUUUCGGAGGAUUUCCAGCAAGGCUAAAUGUAUUUCUAAGUUCCCAGGUACUGCUGCUGCUAUAGGACCAUCCUUUUGAGAACCACAGGCUUCAAACUCAGGAUGUGAAACUAGGUGUGGCAUCACCCUGUCACUCAGUAUGGCAGCAGACUUGAAAUCUCCAGCACUCCACAGGCUGAGGCAAGAGGAUUUUGAGUUUGAGGCCCCUGUAGGCUACACACCCCGCAAGGUUGUCUCACAAACAACAAAUUAUGACUCAGAUCUGGCCCCCCAGGGCUCCUAGGAACUUCCAGACUAGGGCAGCAGGGAAAUUAACAACCGCUGAGAACAAUACGUGUAUGUUUGAGGAACAAAGCAGGGUGAGGCUGAACAUGGACAAUUUGGAAAAGCCAUCAGAAGAUGCUCCAGGGCAUCCUGACUCGGACACCACGGACACCACGGAAGAGAGGGCAGGGACCUCCAGGAAGUGAGAAGAAUUCUGUCAACUCCCGACUUUCCAGUAAAUUUAACUGAACACAAGCCCAACACUUCCUUUGGAGUGUGUCCCACAGAUAUCGCUCUCAUUUUACAAGGGGUUUCUGAGAAGAUAAGUAACUUGCCCACCGUCAAUCAGAUAGUAGGAAGGAAGACACAAAUCGGAACUCAGGUAAGCAGGGGAGCUGAGUGUUACUCAGGUGAGCCCUCUGCUUCUUCCCGCCACCCAGAUGGCAUCCCUAAGCCCCUGCCUUCUUUCUCCAGGCCGUCUCUCUCCGCUCUUUUCCAGUUUCUUUCCCGCGGGUUCUUUCAUGAUUAACCACACGCAUGAAGCAAGGACAAGAGACAAGUUUGUAAUCUAAGCCUCGCUGGAGACGGGAUGGAAAUCCUUGUCUUGACCUGCCCGGCUUCCCCUAGGUCACCGUGAGGAUCAAGAGCUUAAUAAGAUCAAGCUUCGUUCCCUGGCUGGCCUUCAAGUCUCUCUCCCUCGGCCCCCACAGCUAGCCACACCCUAGUACUAGACACUACAAACAUUUUAUUCGGCCGUAGGGGAUGGGUGCUGUCCAGCAGGUGUGCCCCGUCUCCCCGGAGGGCGGGACCGCUGUUUCCGGGCUGUCCUGGCAUCCGAACAGCGCUGGGCGUGGCUGCGGUCAGGCAACCCCAAACCCAGAUGACCUGGGCUAGAGGACGACCGCAGGGAGCCGGCCAUCCGCAGGAGGAGCUGCCCAACCCUCUGCUCUCAGCCUCUGCUCGGGAACCCACGGCCCACCCCAACCCCCGGACAGUGAUAAAACCUCCGCGCCUCGGGCACCCGGCGGAGACCAGCAGCAGGCCUGGGAGCCGGGGCGACGAGAGUUAACCCAACCUGCUCCAUCCGAGGCCGAGGGCCGGGCCGCUGCGAGCACCUCCCAUUGGCCGCCGAGCCGGCUCGGCGCUCAUUGGCGGGGGCGCUCGGCUGCGGCUCUCGGAGAGUCCCCAUUGGCGCUGCGUUCCACGGACUGUAGCGAGGCGGCCCGGCCUCCGCAAGCUACCCCGGGUAAAAGGUGCUCCAGCUCUGUAGCUACCUUGCCGCGCUCAUGCUUAGCCAGAAUCUGAACUUCCUAGGCGACCCUCCUCUUGCUUGUCGCCACGCCCCCUCCGGGUCUUCCCUCUGAUCCUUUUCUUCUUGUUGCUUUUCUGUUUCCUGCUUCUCCAGCUACCAUUCCCCAACUCCGCGUUUUCCUAAAAUACUCCCUGGUCCCCCUAGCCUGUCAUCCCGGGCAUCUGCCACCUUCUAACUUCUCCUCCUCCUUGACCUCAGAUCCCUUGGUCAACAGGGCCUUCUCGCCAGACUCUCCUACACUCCUCUUUGCCACCUUCUGACCCCCAAAUUCCCUCUAACCUUAAUUUACUUCUUGACGUUUCCCUGACACUUCAGCUCUCUAAAUUUCUACCUGUUGCAGCCUGGACUGCAAAGAGCCAGGUGUCGCCCUGAUAUCCAUCCCUGCUUUCCAAGGCCAUUUGCUACCCCUACCAUGGACUUCUUGUUGAGUGGUCUGGCAGCCUGCGGGGCCUGUGUGUUCACCAAUCCCCUGGAGGUUGUAAAGACCAGAAUGCAAUUGCAAGGAGAACUGAAGGCCCCAGGAACCUACCAGCGCCACUACCGAAACGUCUUCCAUGCCUUCUUCACCAUUGGCAAGGUGGAUGGCCUGGCUGCCUUGCAGAAGGGCCUGGCCCCUGCGCUAUUGUACCAGUUCCUGAUGAAUGGCAUCCGACUGGGCACCUACGGGCUGGCGGAGGCUAGGGGAUACCUGCACACUAAUGAAGGUGUCCUCAGUCCUGUCCGAAGCGCUGCAGCUGGGGCCCUAGCUGGGGUCAUAGGAGCCUAUCUGGGAAGCCCAAUCUACAUGGUGAAGACACACCUCCAGGCACAGGCAGCCUCUGAAAUCGCUGUAGGGCACCAGUAUAAGCAUGAGGGCAUGUUUCAUGCACUAACCAAGAUUGGCCAGAAACAUGGUCUAGUGGGGUUGUGGCGAGGGGCCGUGGGAGGCCUGCCCAGAGUUGUCAUCGGCUCUUCUACCCAGCUGUGCACCUUCUCAUCCACCAAGGACCUCUUGAUUCAGUGGGAGAUCUUUCCUCCCCAGAGCUGGAAGGUGGCUCUGGCGGCUGCCAUGGUGAGUGGCAUCGCAGUAGUCACGGCCAUGACACCCUUUGAUGUGGCCAGCACAAGGCUCUAUAACCAACCCACCGAUACUCAUGGCAAGGGCCUCAUGUACCGGGGGAUCUUCGACGCUCUGCUGCAGACAGCUCGGAAAGAGGGCGUUUUUGGCAUGUACAAGGGUAUAGGUGCCUCCUACUUUCGCCUUGGCCCCCACACUAUCCUCUCUCUCUUCUUCUGGGAUCAGCUGCGCGUCUUCUACAACACAUACACUAAAUGAGUCACUCUCCUGUACUCCAAAUCAACACUCCACUACUUACUAUCUCAGUGAUGAUUUACUGACCCAUUGACUUCUCAUCCACCUCAGGGGGACAGCCAUGACCACUCCUCUCUUCUCUUAGGGUUGAAUCACUAAUCUGAUUCUGAGCAGUAAUUUAUGUCCUUCCCUUGGAUAUUGCUUUAAAUUUCCCAAGUCCCCCUGUAUACUUCACACCCAUCUCAGGGUUGAAUCAGAUACCCCAAAGUAUAUUUCUACUGCCAUUCUUGGGUCCCUCCUGCUCCUGUGCACAGCUUUAAAGUCCCCCUUCCAAGACCAGGGGGAGACCCAGGUGUCCUCUUAAAUUCAAAGCCACAGAAACUGUGUUGUUUAUAAAGCAAGUUUAUUUCUGCA
Messenger RNA from Peromyscus californicus insignis, 3728 nucleotides. It is a transcript of the gene Slc25a35, whose product is annotated as solute carrier family 25 member 35. The record is from RefSeq and is a predicted model, not a curated record. The transcript has 5 exons. Bases 2436 to 3338 code for a protein of 300 amino acids. NCBI's taxonomy places the organism in Eukaryota, Metazoa, Chordata, Mammalia, Rodentia, Cricetidae.